This is a messenger RNA of Saccharomyces cerevisiae S288C, 2187 nucleotides long. RefSeq names its product histone demethylase (gene JHD2). The transcript has a single exon. The record is from RefSeq and is marked reviewed. Lineage: Eukaryota; Fungi; Ascomycota; Saccharomycetes; Saccharomycetales; Saccharomycetaceae. Gene Ontology annotation, molecular function: histone H3 demethylase activity; histone H3K4me/H3K4me2/H3K4me3 demethylase activity. Gene Ontology annotation, cellular component: nucleus. Bases 1 to 2187 code for a protein of 728 amino acids.
AUGGAGGAAAUUCCUGCCCUGUAUCCAACGGAACAAGAAUUCAAAAAUCCGAUCGAUUAUCUCUCUAACCCCCACAUUAAAAGGCUUGGUGUACGAUAUGGUAUGGUCAAGGUCGUACCACCAAACGGGUUCUGCCCGCCACUUUCUAUUGAUAUGGAAAAUUUUACUUUUCAACCAAGAAUUCAAAAUCUGGAGAACCUAGACCUGAAAAAUAGGUGUAGGCUAUUUUUUAUGAAACAGUUAAAUAAUUUUAAAAGAUCCGUUAAGGAUCCAUCGAAACUUAUACUUAGGGAACCUUAUACGAUUGUAGAAUAUUCAGAUUCUACUCAUGCAUCGGAAAUACUAAAAAAAAAAGUGUACUUUUAUGACGUUUUCUCUGAACUAAUAAAAGACAAUCGGACACUUACUGACACUACACAGUCAUUCAGGCGAAAAUUGAAAUUUAGAGAUAUUUCCCAAUUAAGAGGCGACAUCAGUCUAUGGAGGACCAUUUCUAAAAAAUUCAACGUACCAAUCGGCUUGUUAAAGGAAAUUUUUGAGAAAUAUAUUGCCUCAUACUACAUAUUUCUUCAUUCACUGAACGAGAACGUGCACACGGCGCUGCAUGCUGACCAGUAUCCAAAAUCCUUAUUAAGUGAUGACGAGGACGAUUUCGAUCUUGGGCCAGAUUCGAAUUCUGGGUCGGAUUUUGAGGAGGACGAUGAUGAUGCUUGUAUUGUUUGUCGCAAGACAAAUGAUCCAAAAAGAACAAUUUUAUGUGAUUCAUGUGACAAACCAUUCCAUAUAUAUUGUUUAUCACCACCUUUGGAACGUGUUCCCUCUGGCGAUUGGAUUUGUAACACUUGUAUCGUCGGAAACGGAUAUUACGGAUUCACUCAGGACACGCAUGACUAUUCUCUACCAGAGUUUCAAGAAUAUUGUAAACGUCAAAAUUCAAGGUUAUUACCAGCACGAAAACUGUCUAUAGAUGAGUUGGAAGAGAUGUUUUGGAGCUUAGUGACCAAGAAUCGUCGCAGUUCAUUAACGACAGUUAAAUACGGUGCUGACAUACAUAACGAAUUGCCAGGUCAAAUUACCGGCUUUCCGACGAGAGAAUUUAUACCCAAAAAUAUAAAUGGGGACGAAUUGAUAGACUACCUCAAAUAUUGCGAUCAUCCUAUGAAUUUAACUAACUUGCCUAUGGCUCAUAAUUCGCUAUUACCGUUAUUUAAAAGAAAUAUUUCUGGCAUGACUAUUCCUUGGAUUUACAUAGGCUCCUUAUUUUCCACAUUUUGUUGGCAUAUGGAAGAUCAGUAUACCCUAAGUGCUAACUAUCAACAUGAAGGUGACCCUAAGGUCUGGUACAGCAUUCCCGAAUCGGGAUGUACGAAAUUCAACGAUCUAUUAAAUGAUAUGUCACCAGACUUAUUUAUCAAACAACCAGACCUACUGCAUCAGCUAGUGACUUUAAUAUCUCCGUACGAUCCAAAUUUCAAGAAAUCAGGUAUUCCUGUGUACAAAGCUGUGCAAAAGCCCAACGAAUAUAUUAUCACGUUUCCUAAAUGUUACCAUGCUGGUUUUAAUACAGGUUAUAAUUUUAAUGAAGCUGUCAAUUUUACUAUAGAUUUCUGGCUACCAUAUGGAUUUGGUGCGAUUACGGAUUAUAAAUUAACUCAGAAAGCAUGUGUUUUUGAUAUGUUUGAUUUAAUGAUCAAUGUUUUGGACAAGUACAAUAAAGAUACUCUAUUGUUCAAUGAUGCUUUUGUUAGGCAAUGUUACUCUUCAUUGAUCGUCUUUUAUAAUACUGAAUUAAAACGCAUACGGAAAAUUCAGGCCAUUGUACCACGGACAACUCUUUUGGAGGUGCAUACUGAUCCAAACGAUGAAGAUGAGGAAUACGAUAUAUUUUGUUCCCAAUGUAAGACUAUAUGUUCAAUAGCCUUUGUAUUGCGAAAGAAUAACUAUGAUUCAAUUAGAACGUAUAAAAGACACAAGAAAAACCAUUUAAGUAUUAGGCAGUGGAAUGAACUAUCCACGACGGACAGUAAAGUGAGUAUCCUGUGUACGCAGGAUUACUUAAAAUCAAUACAAAACUUGAACAAUAGCGACGGUGAAGAACCUUAUAUUGACGAUGAAUUGUAUUUCACUAAGUCUUUGAAGGAUAUUGACUCUUUAAUAAAGCAAGUUGGUGUUAAGUUAGAUAGAUAG